This is a messenger RNA of Notodromas monacha, 6321 nucleotides long. Lineage: Eukaryota; Metazoa; Arthropoda; Ostracoda; Podocopida; Cyprididae. The record is from the annotation of a GenBank genome assembly.
AUGGGCCAAAGAGAGAUGUUCCAAGUUCAGGACACAGUUUUGUCAGCAUCUCUGAAACCCUUGACUUUCAUGGGGGCCAUUUUAGGUUGCAAUCCCCUGAAAUGGAAGAACUGUGUGUUGAUAAAAUUGGUAAUUUCUGCAUUCAUCCUUUUGAGCAGUGUGGAAUAUUUCUACAGCCUGAGGAAAGUUGGGAACAUUUUGAAUGCAAAUAACAUCACAGUGUCCUUUUACAAAUUCACGGAGAAUGUAGUUUUUGGAGCAAUGUGGAGCCUGGCACCAGUGUUUCUGGUGACAAUUUAUGGCCCAAUACUUUGGGUAUUUUCAAAAAUAUCUAAAGCUGUCAAUUGUUUGUCAGAGAACUUUGGGGAUCCCAAGGCUCUGAAUAUUAAAGAGAUAAAAUUUGUAAUUUCUGCAUUCAUCCUUUUGAGCAGUGUGGAAUAUUUCUACAGUCUGAGGAAAGUUGGGAACAUUUUGAAUGCAAAUAACAUCACAGUGUCCUUUUACAAAUUCACGGAGAAUGUAGUUUUUGGAGCAAUGUGGAGCCUGGCACCAGUGUUUCUGGUGACAAUUUAUGGCCCAAUACUUUGGGUAUUUUCAAAAAUAUCUAAAGCUGUCAAUUGUUUGUCAGAGAACUUUGGGGAUCCCAAGGCUCUGAAUAUUAAAGAGAGACACACUUUAGCAAGAAUGUUGUACAAACUGGUAACCUUUGCAGUGUUUGUUGCAUUCCUGGUGUAUGUGACAAUAAGAUUCAUCACAGUGAAGAAUGGAGUGGGCCCAUCUACAGAACAGAAAGUGACAGCCAUUUCCACAGUGCUUGAGUUUAGUAGUUUUGCCCCACUGUGUCUGAGCAUCUACUGGAUUGGAAACUAUCAAGCUGAAAUUCUAUGUAGAUUCACAGAGAGUUUCAUGGAGAUUGAACAUAAACUUGCAUCUCUGGGUAUGAGGCAACAUAAACUCUUGGAAUGGAAGCAAGUUUCUUACAUCAAGUUGAAGAUUUUGGUAGUUUUUGGGAUCCUGAUCCUGAGCACUGAGUUUUUCAACUGGUUGAUCACCAAUCCAUGGUCCACAGUGGUGGAAACCAAUGGAAUGUUUGGACUACUGAAAGAACUCAUGGGUGUUUUGGUGGACCAUCUUUGGAGCCUUGUUCCAGCAUUUCUGGCAGGAAUUUACUUUCCAUUCACAGACAUAUUCAAGAAAAUUUCAAAUGCUUUACAGGUCCUUUCUGAGGAACAAAAACUGAAUCUGACUUUAGUUCAAGAGCUGAUGAAAUUAUACUAUGACACAGCCAAGACCCUGAAGCUGGUCAACAGGAUUGCUGGAUUCACUCUGACACUCUUUUUUGUUGAAGCAGUGACUAAUUGGGUUUUUGAGAUUAAAAACAUGGCCAGCAGCGAAGUUUCUUCUUUGCAGUUGUUCCUCUUUUCCACACAAAUCUUUAGAGUCUUUGUUGUGAUCAGCAUACUAGUGGAUCUGGAAAUUGCUGGAGAAGUUCCCAAGGAUAUAUUGCACCAAAUAGUGAUGGAGCAUGAAGAAGGAACAAGUGAAUGGCAUCACAAUCUGUCCAAAGAAUCCAUUCAGGCUGUUGGGACAGGGAUCAAGUACAACACAGCAACUUUCUUUUGGCUGAUGAGAUUAUACUAUGACACAGCCAAGGCCCUGAAGUUGGUCAACAGGAUUGCAGGAUUUACUUUGACUCUCUUUUUUGUUGAAGCAGUGACUAAUUGGGGAGAAGUUCCAAAGGAUAUAUUGCAUCAAAUGGUGAUGGAGCAUGAAGAAGGAAAAAGUGAAUGGCAUCACAAUCUGUCCAAAGAACCCAUUCAGGCCAUUGGGACAGGGAUCAAGUACAACACAGCAACUUUCUUUUGGGUAAACAAAAGAAAGCAACCAUGGCAUAUUAUCAAACUGCAUUUCAAGGCAACUGAAAUGUUGGAGACAGCCAAUAGAGUCACAAAUUUGACUGCAGGUUUUUUCUAUGUGGAGGCCAUAAGUUAUGCCUUGUAUAUUUUUCAAAACACUUUCAUAACCACUCUGAGUUUAAGAUAUGGAACACAGUUCUUGUUCAUGAUGGCAAGACUGGGGAUUGUCACCUUCUGUAUGGCAGAUGUGCAUUCUCAGUUGAAAAACUGGUACCAGCAUUUGGCACUGGAAACUUAUGCAGCAACUGCACUAGGUGUGCCAGUCACCAAAAGCACCAUUCUGACUAUCAUGAAUGCUAUGUUCACUCAUUUGAUGCUGCUGAUUGAGGAAAAGGAUGACUUGAGGGUUUCCAACAAGAUGAUACUAGCUGCAACUGCAGUGACUGCAUCAUUGGCCCACAAGCCUGAUGGCCCAGUUCAUGAGCCAGGCUUCAAGGAAGACCCCUACAACUACUUUGAACAUGCGUACUUGGCACCUCAACCCCCUAAACAUUGGGUCAAAGUGUCAGACUACAAACCACAAAAGGUGAAGAACCCCAUGUCUAAACAUGAGGAGGAUAAGCUCAAGAAAUACGUCAAAGAGCGGAUCAAGACGAUCCUAGAGCUCAAGCACAUGGUGCCAGUGUUCAAAGACUGGACAGAGCAGGAGAACUACGAGGUCAAGUCAUUCGUAGACAAGCUUUCCAUACUCACGGUUGCGUCCAUGUUCACGGCGUCUCUGGGUGCCAUUCUACCGCUAUGGGGUUUCACCGUCGCGCAGCCGGGAGCCGGUCGCAGUUUCCCAUCCACACCCAUCGCACAAGCCAUACUCCACAAAAUGUCCGCACUCGUCGCCGGCGCGAUUCAGACUGAGCCUCGCAUCCGCAGAGACGUCACGCGGGGCUUCGGCGGCUCGCGGUUAGCGAUGAUGUGGGAGAAAGCGAGGGAGUCGUUACCGCAGGCCCCGGAAGGCGUAGAACAGGUUGCCCGCACGGUUAGCACUGCUGUUGUUGCGCACGAGGAGUGCUUGAUGCGCGCUGUUUGUCAAGCUGGUGCCGUCUUGGGAACCUUACCGCCGCCCGUCGAACGUCUGAGCAGAAUGAUGGCAAGACUCGCAAAGACAAUGAAGCCCUCACAAGCCUAUUAUUUGGCAGCACUUGAAGAGCAGAACUGUGAGAAGUUCAAGUGUGGGAACCUGCCAGCCAUGAAGUUCACUUACAUCUUGGGCCUUCUGUUGGUGCUGGGGACCAAAGCAGAAAAGGGUUCUCCAACAACUCAGGACUAUGUUUGGAAUUAUCAAUCCACACCAGGUGCAGAUGACUACUACUAUGUAGCAGAGGUUGAGGAUGUUCCUCUGGACAUCUCCAGCUAUCAACAAGGACUGCCAACAGAGGACUAUGAUUAUGUUGAACAAACCAUCCACAAUGUACAAACUGGGAAACCAAUGGCUUUGAAUACCAGUCCUGUAUCAUUAUUGGUGAAGCCAUCAGACUAUGGUAACCCUGUGCCUGUGGUGAAGCCAUUUGACUAUGGUAACCCUUCACCUGGGGUGAAGACACCAGACUAUGGCAACCCUGUACCUGUGGUGCAGUCCUCACCAUCUCCUGUGCCCAAAACAUCCCCUGCUCCAGUUUAUUCCCCCCCUUUGCCUGCUUAUGCUGUGCCUGAAGCCCCUAAGAAACCUGCAGAGCCUGAGAAAAAGGAUCCACCAAAGCCAGUAGUAGAGGCUGACAAAGAAGCCAAGGAUGCUUUAUUCAAGCAAGAUCCUUACAAUUAUUUUGAGCAUGAUUAUUUGAAGCCUCAGCAUCCAAAGUACUGGGUUGAGGUAUCAGACUACAAGCCCCCAAAAGUGAAGAACCCAAUGAGUGAUCAUGAGAAGAAGAAACUCAAGGACUUCACCAAAGAAAGAAUAAAGACUUACCUGAAGCUGAAGAGCAUGGUGCCCAUUUUCAAAGACUGGGAGCAGCAGGAAGACUAUGAAAUAGGAACCUUUGUGGACAAGCUGUCAGUCAUGACAGUGGCCUCUAUCUUUCUGGCUGCCAUAGGCACCAUCCUGCCUUUGUGGGCCUUUGCUGUGGUUCAACCAGCCCUUGCUGGUAGGUCUCUGGGCAACAACAAGAUGUUGCCUCAACUGGAUGCUCUGGUCAUGACCCUGGUGACUGCUGUCAACUCUCAUGACCAGUGCAGACAGAGAGCAGCCUGUGAGGCUGGUGUCUUCUUCAACUCUCUGCCUGCACCCCUCAACACUGUGGUGAAGGUGGCAAGCAGAGUUGCCAGAGCAGCCAAUCCUCAGUGGUUUCAUAUGCUGAGGUCUUUUGAGGGCAGAGCUUGCUACAGGUUCAAGUGUGAGAGCCUGCCAACCUCCAAAGUGUUGGUUGACAAAAUCAAACCUCCAAGUUAUAUGAGAAUGGUGCAAUGGAUUGUUGGUGGUGUUUUACUGUGGGUGGCUUUUGUGGUGACACCUGCACUUACAGAGGAGAAGAAGCUGGAUUGGGAGACCUUCAUCAAUGCACAAAAGAAGAAUCCAGAAACUCAGACAUUCACAUUUGGGGACAGCAAGAAUCCUCACACAAUCCUCAUGGAUCCUCCAGCUGAAUCUUACUUUGGUUAUGCACCAGAUGGCAGACCAGUAGGACAUUUCAUUUACACCUACCCCAAAGAUGAAGAUAAACCAAAGGCAACUGAAGCCCCAGGGUAUGAGGAGCCAGAAGAAACUACCAAAGAAGACAACAAAUCCAAAGAAGAGGAGAAAGAGCCUGAUGCUUCCAAAGAAGUUAUGGAGGAGAUGAUGAAGGACCCUUAUGCAAAACAAGGCAGUUUUGUGGAUGGUGUUGCACUUUUCCUUUUCCCACUCAUCAUCAUCAUUGGGAUUGGACUGUUCAUCCCUGCUAUUGAUUCACUAGCACUGCCAACCAAAAGAUCCCUGGAUGAUCCUCUGAUGAAUAUGUUGUAUCAGGUUUUGCUCUUGAUUGGGAUUGUUGUGCUGGUGAAUAGUGCUGAAGAAGCAGGUCCAGUCUACUCUCCUAAAUUGAAAGGAGACUCAAUAAAAAUUGAGGACAGGUAUGGAGGGAAGUUCCAAGAUGACCCAAGGCCAGAUUACAACAAUGGCUUUGUCAUAGGCAACCCAAACAUCAAGUAUGUCACAGACAAUGACCAUGAUGAUGUGGAGCACCAGUUCUACAACAGCCCUCAGCACCAGUUCCUCUACCCUGAAAAGGGUGUCUUUGCUCACCAUGAGAAACCAGGGUUCCUCAAGGGCCACCACCAAGACAAAGAUGCUAUUCCUGGACUCAAGGGGGCAGAUGACAAUUAUGACCCAGUCAAAGAGCCCUUCAAGACCUACAUUUACCAUGAUCACCCUCCUUAUCCCAUUCCUGAAUUCCCCUUUGGAGGACUUCACACUCAGUACCAAGAGUUCAUCAAGCACAACAGGUACAAGCCUUAUUAUGGCUACAAGGGACACCUGGGACUGGAUCCAAAAGAAGCACAGCACUUUGGGAAGUUUGUGGAUGGACUGUUUGCAGUAGGAGCAGCCAUGAUUGCCAUGGGGGGAGCAGCUCUUUUCUUUCCCUUCACCUGGGGUCCUGGGAUCUUUGGCAGGGAGUCUCCAGCUGCAAGGGCCUUUGUUGCUGCCUCUGACAAAGUGUGGCCUCAAGUGAAGGACCAUUUUCAGCAGGAGGAGUGCUUGCAAAGGCUGCUUUGUGAGCUGGAGUCUCAGGGCUAUGAAAGGUCUGCCAGGUUUCUCAGUGCAGAUCCAGAUGGCAGCAGGAAGAUGGAAAGUUCAGGGAAUUUCCUGGACAAGGCUCUGGGUUCCAUUGGCAACUCUGAGCUGAUGGGCAAACUGAAAGGCAUGUUGGACAACCUCAAAAAUACUCUUGAAGAGGAUGAUGAUGAAACAGAUUGGAAACCAGACUUUGAAGAAGAACAUGAUGAACACAAUGACUACAGUGACAUUGAACAUGAACAAGAUAACCCUUACCCAGACAUCCCCAUCAUAGAUGUUCCAGGGAAGAAGAAGAUAGGACCACCCUUGACAUUUGGAAACUACAACAGAAUGGGUGUGGGGAGUUUUGUGGAUGCAGUGGCCAUUUGUGUGGCCACAGUGGUCUGGUUGACAUUCUUUGGCCUAGUUCUACCACUGUUCUAUGGUGGACAGUUGGGCAAAAGGCGCAGGAGGUCAACAGACUCUGAGGACACUCUGGACACAGUCUCAAACAUGGUCACCAAGAUCCUGGAAAAUGAGGACUGCUUUGAAUACAUCUUGUGCAAUACUGCUCAAGUGUUCCCUCAGCCAAAACCUGCCAUUUUGUCUAUUGCCAGACUUGCCAGCAAGCUGCCAAAUGAGAGACUAAAACUGCCAGGAAGCAGGGUUGUGAGAGCACUGACAAGCUCUUGUCAGACAUUUGCGUGCUUCAAAAGAAAGUGA